UAUAUGCGAGUAGUCGACGUCGACAUAGAGCCACAUAGCACGAGUUUGGAUUUCACACUGUCAGCGCGGUUUUCUUAAAUUAAAAAAAUGAAACCGAAACCAGAAUUGACUACCGAAGCAGCAUGGACUAAGUUGAAACAGUAUUUUGAUAUUAAUGGUUCAAAAAUUAAAAUAUAUGAUCUUUUUCAACAAAAUCCUAAACGCUUCGAAAACUUUAGUCUAGAAAUUCCUACUCCUGAAGAUGGGCCAAUUUUACUUGAUUAUUCUAAGAAUCGGCUUACCGAAGAAGCAUUGCAACUGUUAUUGGAAUUAGCAAGAGCACGUGAAAUAGAAGCCGCAAGAGAUGCCAUGUUUAAUGGAGAGAAAAUUAAUUUCACAGAGAAUAGAGCAGUUUUACAUAUUGCUUUGCGCAAUAGACUUAACAAACCAAUAUUAGUUGAUAAUAAAGAUGUAAUGCCAGAAGUGAAUGCUGUAUUAAAUCACAUGAAACAAUUUACUAAUGAGAUUCUUUCAAAACAAUGGAAAGGUUUUACUGGUAAACCAAUUGAAGAUGUUGUUAAUAUUGGAAUUGGUGGUUCAGAUUUGGGUCCUUUAAUGGUAACUGAAGCAUUAAAGGCAUUUCAUGUUGGACCACAAGUUCAUUUUGUUAGUAACAUAGAUGGAACUCACAUUGCUGAAACUUUGAAAAAGUUGAAUCCAGAAACAACUCUUUUUAUAAUAGCAUCGAAAACAUUUACUACUCAAGAGACGAUUACAAAUGCCACUUCUGCUAAAAUAUGGCUUUUGGAUGCUUUAAAAGAUCCUGCGGCAGUUGCACGUCAUUUUGUUGCAUUGUCUACUAAUAAUCAAAAAGUGAAAGAAUUUGGUAUUGAUGAAAAAAAUAUGUUUGGAUUUUGGGACUGGGUUGGAGGACGUUAUUCGUUAUGGUCAGCUAUUGGUUUAUCAAUCUGUUUGUCUAUUGGAUUUGAAAAUUUUGAAAAGUUAUUGAGCGGUGCAUACUUUAUGGAUCAACAUUUCUGUAGUGCUCCAUUGGAGAAAAAUGCACCAGUUAUAUUAGCUCUUCUUGGAGUAUGGUACCAUAACUUUUACAAAGCUGAAACACAUGCAUUAUUACCAUAUGAUCAGUACUUACAUAGGUUUGCUGCUUAUUUUCAACAAGGAGAUAUGGAAAGUAAUGGAAAAUAUGUUACUCGUGCAGGAAAAAUUGUAAAUUACAGUACUGGUCCAAUUGUAUGGGGAGAACCAGGUACUAAUGGACAACAUGCAUUUUACCAGUUACUACAUCAGGGUACUAGACUUGUCCCUGCUGAUUUUUUAAUACCAAUACAGUCACAUAAUAAGGUUCAAGGAAAUCUCCAUCAUAAAAUAUUGCUUGCAAAUUGUUUUGCACAAACCGAAGCUUUGAUGAAAGGAAAAAAUGAGAACGAAGCACGAACUGAAUUGCAAAAAGCAGGAAUGAAUCCUGAGCAAAUAAAUCUAUUAUUACCACAUAAGAUGUUUGAGGGAAAUAGACCAACCAAUACUAUUCUUCUUAAGAAAAUAACACCUUUUAUUCUUGGAGCUUUGAUUGCAAUGUACGAGCAUAAAAUCUUCGUGCAAGGGAUUAUUUGGGAUAUCAAUUCCUUUGAUCAAUGGGGUGUUGAAUUAGGAAAGCAGUUGGCAAAGGUAAUUGAACCUGAAUUAGAAAGUACUCAAGCAGUUACAAACCAUGAUUCAUCAACAAACGGGUUGAUCGCAUUUGCUAAAAAUCAUAACUCGUAAAAAGUUCCUCAAACGAUAUAAAAUAAAUAAUUGAGGUACAAUAAAGUAGUAAUUGUCAAUUGUUACAAUCAAACACUUGUUAAAGUAUAUACAAGUUGUUAUAGAAAUAUAAUUUUUUAAUGUUCUUUUACUGUUUCUUAUCACAAAUUGUAGUAUCAAGAAAUUUUUAAUCAUAUCAAUACACUUAUUAAAUCAUUGUAAGUGAAAGAUAUAAGAUGACACUGCAAAUUGUUAAAUGAUGAAAAAAUUAUUUAUCGAAAUAAUCUGUUGUUUUAUUUUUGUGAUAUUAUUCUAUAAUUUUUAUAAAUAUGUAUUUAAUAAAUAAUAUAAUCAUA
Molecule: messenger RNA, 2096 nt
Organism: Bombus pyrosoma
Lineage: Eukaryota; Metazoa; Arthropoda; Insecta; Hymenoptera; Apidae
Gene: Pgi
Product: glucose-6-phosphate isomerase
Exons: 11
Coding region: 88-1761 (557 amino acids)
Biological process (GO): glycolytic process; glucose 6-phosphate metabolic process; gluconeogenesis
Cellular component (GO): cytosol
Molecular function (GO): carbohydrate derivative binding; glucose-6-phosphate isomerase activity; monosaccharide binding
Source: RefSeq, a predicted model, not a curated record